AUUAUUUUAAUUAAGAGAAAAAUGCAUAAAUCGAUAGGACAAUCAUAAAAGUUAAUUCCAUAUUGAUCGUGAAAUAUUAGCUAAUCAAAAUGUCAGUGAUCGAUUUUCGUCAAUUUCCAAAUUCAGUGCAAUUUAAUCAGUCGGGAAAAGACGGGAAUCUUUCUGCUCAACGACCGUUUGUAUACCCGUUUGCAAAAGAAAAUAACAACUUACUUGCAACGUUUCAACUUAAGCCGCCGGUCUCAAAUUACAACGAUCAGUUUAUUCAUAAAAUAGUCAGCAAAACAUUGAUGCGCCCUACGUCACCAACACGACGUCAUAAUCCACAAUCGCACAAGGCAAUCCACUUGGCACGGAUAUGUUAUCGACCAGUGUGUGACGUCACUUCGAGGCAAAUACAAAACCGAAGUAACAACGUGAUAAACAGCAAAAUGAGCGAAGACAAAACCCCACUAUCAACUUGUCAAUCGGCGUACAAAAUAGAUUUAACCUUGUCAAAUUUGUCACGGCAAGGAGUAAAACAUCCAUGGACGAAAAGAUCACCUGCGAAAGGAAUCUUACCAAUCCCAUCAAGAACAGGAUGUGGCGGACCGUCUGAGCGAACGAUAAUUCUGCCAUCUUGCCAGAAGGAAGAUGUUAACUUUAUGACGUCACUAGCAUGGAAAAUGAAUCCAAGACGACGAAGAUUCCCAGUGAUAACAACUCACAACUGGGGAUACAACGUAGGAUCUGAACCAAUGACAACAACAACCAGAUCAACUUUCACCCGGAAACCUUUGCCGAUAAAACUGAAGAUCGAAAAACCGAGAAACGUUCACAACAUCAUAAACGGAGAAACAUUAAUCGAACAAAGAAAUCCCAUGCUGUCAAAAAGUAUUACUGUCUAUUGAAAUACCAAGAGAGUAAUGCUAAAAUAUAUGGAUACGCAAAGCAAAGCGAAGCAGUAGUCUAGCCUAGCUCACCUUAACGGUACCGUCAAAAAAUUUCCGAAUUUCAAGAAUUUGCUGAACAAAACGUACAGCCAGUCAACACGCGGACUAAAAUCCGUGUUCCCAUGGAUAAAAAUAAUACAGCGAAAUUUAGGACGAA
Messenger RNA from Styela clava, 1089 nucleotides. RefSeq lists its product as uncharacterized. Lineage: Eukaryota; Metazoa; Chordata; Ascidiacea; Stolidobranchia; Styelidae. The record is from RefSeq and is a predicted model, not a curated record.